AUGACCGGCCGUCCGGACGCCCGGCCGUGGCUCCCGCCGCCGCCGCUGCUGCUGCUGCUGCUGCUGCUGCCGCCGCCGGCGCUCCCCGCCGCGCUCACGGUCGGGGUGCUGGGCCCCUGGGCCUGCGACCCCAUCUUCGCGCGCGCGCGCCCCGCGCUGGCCGCCCGCCUGGCCGCCGCGCGCCUCAACCGGGAGGCGGCCCGGGGCGCGCCCCGCCUGGAGGUGGCGCUGCUGCCCGAGCCGUGCGGGGCGCCGGGCGCGCUGCGGGCCGUGGCCGCCGCGCUGGCCCGCGUCUCGGGCCUCGUGGGCCCCGUGCACCCCGCGGCCUGCCGGCCGGCCGAGCUGCUGGCGCAGGAGGCGGGGGUGGCGCUGGUGCCCUGGGGCUGCCCGGGGGCGCGGGCGGCGGGCACCACGGCCCCCGCGGGGGCCCCCGCGGCCGAUGCCCUGUACGCGCUCCUCCGCGCCUUCCGCUGGGCGCGCGUGGCCCUGGUCACCGCCCCGCAGGACCUGUGGGUGGAGGCGGGGCGCUCGCUGGCCGCGGCGCUCCGGGCCCGCGGGCUGCCGGUCGCCCUGGUCACAGCCAUGGAGCCCUCGGACGUGUCCGGAGCCCGGGCGGCCCUGCGGAGGGUGCGGGCGGGGCCCGGGGUCAGAGCGGUGAUCAUGGUGAUGCACUCGGUGCUGCUGGGCGGCGAGGAGCAGCGCUGCCUCCUGGAGGCGGCGGAGGAGCUGGGCCUGGCGGACGGCUCCCUGGCCUUCCUGCCCUUCGACACGCUCCACUACGCCGUGCCCCCCGGCCCCGCGGCCGUGGCCGCGCUGGCCAACAGCUCCCGGCUCCGCAGGGCGCACGACGCGGUGCUCACCCUCACGCGCCGCUGUGCGCCCGGGGGCAGCGUGCUGGCCGGCCUGCGCCGGGCCCAGGAGCAGCGGGAGCUGCCCCCGGACCUCAACCUGCAGCAGGUGUCCCCACUCUUCGGCACCAUCUACGACGCGGUGAUCUUGUUGGCGGGGGCCGUGGCGCGAGCUGGGGCGGCGGUAGGUGACGGCGGGGUGCCCGGAGCAGCUGUGGCCCACCACGCCCAGGAGGCCCAGGUCCCGGGUUUCUGCGGGGCCCUGGGAGGAGCCGAGGAGCCCCCGCUGGUGCUGCUGGACACAGAUGAGGCGGGGGACCAGCUGUUCGCCACAUACAUGCUGGACCCCACCCGGGGCUCCUUCCGCUCCGCUGGGACCCCCGUGCAUUUCCCUGGAGGGGGCCCGGGGCCUGGGCCCGAUCCCUCUUGCUGGUUCGACCCAGACAUCAUCUGCAACGGAGGAGUGGACCCGGGCCUGGUCUUUAUCGGCUUCCUCCUGGUGGUUGGGAUGGGGCUGGCGGGGGCCUUCCUGGCCCAUUAUGUGAGGCACCGGCUGCUUCACAUCCAAAUGACCUCAGGCCCCAACAAGAUCCUCUUAACUCCGGAUGACAUCACCUUCCUCCACCCACCAGGGGGCAGCUCUCAAAAGGUGGCCCCGGGGAGUAGUCGGUCGAGUCUGGUGGCCCGCAGCGUGUCAGACCUUCGCAGCGUCCCCAGCCAGCCUGCCGACAGCUCCAACAUCGGCCUCUAUGAGGGAGACUGGGUAUGGCUGAAGAAAUUCCCAGGGGAUCAGCACAUAGUUAUCCGCCCAGCAACCAAGACAGCCUUCUCCAAGCUGCGGGAGCUGCGGCACGAGAACGUGGCCCUCUACCUGGGGCUCUUCCUGGCGGGGGGAGCGGACGGCGCCGCGGCCCCCGGGGAGGCCGUGCUGGCCGUGGUCUCGGAGCACUGCGCGCGGGGCUCCCUGCACGACCUGCUCGCCCAGAGAGACAUAAAGCUGGACUGGAUGUUCAAGUCCUCCUUGCUCCUGGACCUCAUCAAGGGAAUGAGGUACCUGCACCACCGAGGCGUGGCCCACGGGCGACUUAAGUCCCGGAACUGCGUGGUGGACGGGAGGUUUGUGCUAAAAGUCACGGACCACGGCCACGGGAGACUGCUGGAAGCACAGAGGGUGCUGGCAGAGCCCCCCAGCGCGGAGGACCAGCUGUGGACAGCUCCGGAGCUGCUCAGGGACCCGGGCCUGGAGCGCAGGGGCACGCUGGCCGGCGACGUGUUCAGCGUGGGCAUCAUCAUGCAGGAGGUGGUGUGCCGCAGCGCGCCCUACGCCAUGCUGGCGCUGACCCCGGCGGAGGUGGUGCAGAGGGUGCAGAACCCCCCUCCGCUGUGCCGGCCCCUGGUGUCCAUGGACCAGGCUCCCAUGGAGUGCAUCCAGCUGAUGACGCAGUGCUGGGCGGAGCAGCCGGACCAUCGGCCCUCCAUGGACCGCACCUUCAACCUGUUCAAGAGCAUCAACAAGGGCCGCAAGACCAACAUCAUCGACUCCAUGCUGCGGAUGCUGGAGCAGUACUCCAGCAACCUGGAGGACCUGAUCCGGGAGCGCACGGAGGAGCUGGAGCUGGAGAAGCAGAAGACGGACCGGCUCCUCACGCAGAUGCUGCCUCCGUCGGUGGCUGAGGCGCUGAAGAUGGGGACGCCCGUGGAGCCCGAGUACUUUGAGGAGGUGACCCUGUACUUCAGCGACAUCGUGGGCUUCACCACCAUCUCCGCCAUGAGCGAGCCCAUCGAGGUGGUGGACCUGCUCAACGACCUCUACACGCUCUUCGAUGCCAUCAUCGGCUCCCACGACGUCUACAAGGUGGAGACCAUCGGGGACGCCUACAUGGUGGCCUCCGGGCUGCCCCAGCGCAACGGGCAGCGGCACGCGGCGGAGAUCGCCAGCAUGGCCCUGGACAUCCUCAGCGCCGUGGGCUCCUUCCGCAUGCGCCACAUGCCCGAGGUGCCCGUGCGCAUCCGCAUCGGCCUGCACUCGGGCCCGUGCGUGGCGGGCGUGGUGGGGCUCACCAUGCCGAGGUACUGCCUGUUCGGCGACACGGUCAACACCGCCUCGCGCAUGGAGUCCACGGGGCUGCCUUACCGCAUCCACGUGAACGCGAGCACCGUGCGCAUCCUGCGCGCCCUGGACCAGGGCUUCCAGACCGAGGUGCGCGGCCGCACGGAGCUGAAGGGCAAGGGCACGGAGGAGACGUACUGGCUGGUGGGCAGACGCGGCUUCACCAAACCCAUCCCCAAGCCGCCGGACCUGCAUCCGGGGGCCAGCAACCACGGCAUCAACCUGCAGGAGAUCCCCCCUGAGCGGCGCCAGAAGCUGGAGAGGGCGCGGCCGGGCCUGUUCCCCGGAAAGUGA
This is a messenger RNA of Pipistrellus nathusii (Nathusius's pipistrelle), 3252 nucleotides long. The record is from the annotation of a GenBank genome assembly. NCBI's taxonomy places the organism in Eukaryota, Metazoa, Chordata, Mammalia, Chiroptera, Vespertilionidae.